UUAUCUUAGGCAAAUACUGUUGAUCUUUGCCCCCUCACUGCUCCGGGCGUCUGAUUUCUUCCAGUUCCUGGAGACCAAAAAAAAAAAAAAAAGAGAACUCUUUAUUUUGUUUUGCUCUUUGUUUUAUGGUUGCCCAGCCCAAGGCACACUGAAAAAAACACUCUUCAGUCUUCUCAAACCUUCAUUUUCUCACUAGCGCGGUGCAGACGCAAAGCCCUGCACCGUCUCCUUCUCUUCGUCUUCUUCCCCUUCAUCCGACCCCUUUCUGUCUUUCCUCAUUUUCCCUCAACUCACCGCCAUUUUCCAUAAGCAAAAAGGAAAAGAAGAGGAAGCAGCAGCAUAAACCCGCAUGGAUCUGGUCUCUUGGCCUUGUUCCUCUCUCAUUCUCAGCUUCUCACUUGCCCUGCUUCUGCUCUCAAGAGGCGUUUUCGGGGCUACAUUCACGUUCGUGAACAAGUGUGACUACACAGUGUGGCCCGGCAUUCUGGCAAAUGCCGGCAUCCCUAGGCUUGACAGCACUGGAUUCGAGCUCCCCAAGGACAGCUCGCGCAUGUUUCAAGCCCCGACCGGCUGGUCCGGCCGGUUCUGGGGCCGGACGGGCUGCAACUUCGACGGAUCCCAGUCGGGUUCCUGCGCCACCGGAGACUGCGGGACCGGGCAGGUGGAGUGCGACGGGAGCGGGGCGGCGCCGCCUGCCACGCUGGCAGAGUUCACUCUGGGGUCGGGGGGGCAGGACUUCUACGACGUGAGCCUGGUGGACGGGUACAACCUGCCGCUGAUAGUGGAGGCGAGUGGCGGGUCGGGUAUGUGCGCGUCGACGGGCUGCGUGACGGACUUGAACCAGCAGUGCCCGGCGGAGCUGAGGGUGGGAGAGGGGAAGGGGGAGGCGUGUAAGAGCGCGUGCGAGGCGUUCGGCAGCCCGGAGUACUGUUGUAGCGGCGCGUACAACUCACCCACCUCCUGCAAGCCGUCGCUUUACUCGGAGAUGUUCAAGUCGGCUUGCCCAAGAUCCUACAGUUACGCUUAUGAUGAUCCGACGAGCACUUUCACGUGCGCCGGCGCCGAUUACACUGUCACAUUUUGCCCCUCCAUGCCUAGUCAGAAAUCCACCAGGGAUUCGCCAUCAACGGGGACUGUAACAGAUGGGUCGGUCUCGGGAGCCACAAUAGCGGGUUCUGGAGCAGGAACCGUGGGAGACGGGUCCCAAACAAUGGGCUCGAGUGUUGGUUCCGGUUCGGGGUCGGUAUCCCAAGCUGAGCUGGCCGAUGGAUCAUGGCUGGCGGGUCUGGCUAUGGGCGAUUCAGCAACAACCCGCUGCCCAUUUUCUGCUGUUGUUGCCGCUGCAACUUUGUCAUUUAUUCUCUCUUUCGUUUACUUGUAGUCUCUCUCUCUCUCUCUCAUGGCUUUUGGGUCUUCACAGUGACUGGCAUUGGCUGGGUAUUGGCUGGGUUUUGCCUUUUGUUCGGGAAAGCUGACAGAUGCAGCCAGAUUGUAAACCACCCACCCCAAUUUCCUCUUGAUGCUCUCAAAAUAUUCAAUCUUAUAAUGUUGUCAUAUACUUUGUAAAACGUGCUUUUGUCGUUCUUUAAGUUGGAAUUACGCCUC
This is a messenger RNA of Diospyros lotus (date-plum), 1605 nucleotides long. Its product is annotated as thaumatin-like protein 1. Gene Ontology annotation, biological process: defense response. The record is from RefSeq and is a predicted model, not a curated record. The coding region runs from base 350 to 1381 and encodes 343 amino acids. The transcript has 3 exons. Lineage: Eukaryota; Viridiplantae; Streptophyta; Magnoliopsida; Ericales; Ebenaceae. Gene Ontology annotation, cellular component: extracellular region.